CGGGGCGGGGCGCGGCGGCAGGAAGCGGGGCGGGGACUCGCGGAGGCGUUGGGGAGCGAGGGAGGGCGCGGCCAACUCCCGGAGGGGCGACAGGCCGAGAGAGCGGCGCCCCGGCCUGGCGCCGAGCCUGAGCCCGCCGGACGGGAGGCGGCCCAGCCGCGGGCUCGGCCUCGGCCCCAGCCCCGCCAGCAUGGCCGGCCGGACCGUGCGGGCCGAGACCCGGAGCCGGGCCAAGGAUGACAUCAAGAAGGUGAUGGCGACCAUCGAGAAGGUCCGGAGAUGGGAGAAGCGCUGGGUGACUGUGGGUGACACUUCCCUGCGUAUCUUCAAGUGGGUGCCAGUGGUGGACCCCCAGGAAGAGGAGCGUCGGAGGGCAGGUGGCGGCGCAGAGCGAUCCCGAGGCCGCGAGCGGAGGGGCAGGGGCGCCAGUCCCCGAGGGGGGGGCCCUCUCAUCCUGCUCGAUCUCAACGAUGAGAACAGUAACCAGAGCUUCCAUUCAGAAGGCUCCCUGCAAAAGGGCACGGAGCCCAGCCCUGGGGGCACCCCCCAGCCCAGCCGCCCUGUGUCACCUGCUGGACCACCGGAAGGGGUCCCUGAGGAUGCUCAGCCCCCACAGCUGGGCCAGGAGAGAGAUCCUGGGGGCAUACCUGCAGGCGGCACGGAUGAACCCCCGAUGCUGACCAAGGAGGAGCCUGUUCCAGAAUUGCUGGAGGCUGAGGAUUCGGGAGUGAGGAUGACCAGGAGAGCCCUCCACGAAAAAGGCCUGAAAACAGAGCCCCUCAGGCGGCUUCUUCCCAGGAGGGGCCUCCGGACAAACAACCGGCCCAGUUCCGCGGUGCCUCCGCCGGACCCCAGAGCUCCUGGGGGAGGAAGCAAGGCCCCGAGGGCACCCAGGACGAUCCCCCAGGGGAAGGGGAGGUGAGCCGGCUCCCCAGGCAAGGCAAGGCCCUUAGGCUUGCCCUGGCCGCCCCAAGAUCCAGCCACCCACCCGUGCCCUCCAAGGUGCAAAGAGCUUCCCAGCUUCCCAUUCACUGCGGGAACAUCAGGGGCGAGCGGCCCCGCGGCCCCAGCCUGCCCCGAACCUAAGUCACAGCACCCACAGCACACCCACCUGGCUCGCCACCGACACUCGCCCAGAGGAAGGGCUGCGGGCACCACGGAACCACUUCGAGCUCCUGAGGACGCAUCGCAGCCAGAGGCCCCAGAGCGCGAGGUGGGCGCCCGGCCUCCAGACCGGGAGGGGCAGCACGGGACACGCCCGGCCCCCCGCUCGCCUCCCACUGAGGCCUGGCCCGGGGAGGUCAGGCCCGUGCAGAGACCCUGCGUCUCACGCCCACCCCACCCCGCCCCACCCCCUCCCUCCUCACUAAUGCCUCCCCCAAGGUCCGCGGAUGCCAGGCUUGCGGGUGGGUUCCGUUGAUGGGCCAAGGACCUGCACAGCAAGAGCUCCCAGUGGGUGCCAGGACCCUAGAAGCCCGUGGGGGCGGGAGGCCUUUCCGCACAGAAGCCCACCUAGCCACCCCGGCCCGCGUGGGGACGGGGAAGGCGACCUGGGCUGGCGGGGAGCGCCCCAGGCUUCUGGCACAGCCUGGAGCCAGCCCCAGCCCACCUGGAGAAGGCCCAGGGCGAUUGAGCCCUUGGAACAGAUGCAAGGGCCCGUCACCAAGCUCUUCCUUGCCAGCUCCACUGCUGGGCCCGGCGUGGUAGGAAAUAAUCAAGUCUCCCCUUUGUCCAGGGCUUGCUCUGUACCAAGCUUUGUGAUUUAUGGGAAUUAUCUCAGUCAGUCCUCACCUCCCUGUGCCAUUGGUGUUCUCAUUAGUGGCGUUUUACAGAAGGAGAAACAGCCUCAGAGAGGUUAAGGGACUAGUCCAAAGUCACACAGCCAGUAUGUUGCAGAACCAGCAUUCAGACCCAAGUCUGCCUGCCUGACUCCACAGCCCGCCCAAAGGCACUGCUUCUCCUGCUGGUGUAUGAAUGAAGGGUGUUGAUUUGACAGGGCAUCUGUGUACGGAAGCGUCCGAUGUUCCUCGUGGUAAUUACAUAGGACAAUUUUUAUACUAAAGUGAGCAGAUACGCCCUGGAAUGAAAGUAAACAUAUGCACCAACGAGUAAGAUGCAACUUGAGACAUUGUUGAAAUUCCACGCCAAGGCCAAGACUUCGGGCUCAGCCCCUGGCUCCGGGAAGUGACCUCUUCUCAGCCCGCUCCGCUGCCUUUAGAGGGACACUGGCCAUGGACCACUGCCUGUGUGGAGCCUUCCAGAGGCCAAGGAAGAUGGCUGCUCUCCAGUUCACCAUCUCACUAAGCUGUUUAGGAAGUUCAUGCAGUUUCUCGGAGUUAAGGUUCCCCGAGUCCCAACGGAUAUCAAUCUAGGAUUGGGGAUUGGAAAACUGAAAUUCUUGGGAAUUCCUGAUAUCAUGUUAUUUUGUAUUUUUCAUAACAUUCUUUUUCUUUUUUUUUUGGUCUUUUUAGGGCUGUACCUGUGGCAUAUGAAAGUUCCCAGGCUAGGGGUUGAAUCAGAGCUGCAGCUGCUGGCGUGCGCCACAGACACUGCAACCCCAGAUCUUUAACCCCUGAGUGGGGCCAGGGAUCGAACCCAUAUCCUCAUGGAUACUAGUUGGGUUCGUUACCACUGAGCCAUUACAGGAACUCCUAAAUUUGUUUUUUAAAUAAAUAAGAAAUACACAUUAGGUAGUAGUUACAAAGAACUGUAGGCUAUAGCAAAUAUUCAAAAACAGGAAAAUACCAGAGAACAUUACUGGGUAGGUUUCGGAUAACAAAAAGUUUAAACUUUUGACAAGAUCAACUGCACUACACAGAAUCAAGUGUUGAAAUUGCUAAUUAUUUAAGGACUUGUUUCAAAACAUUUUCUUUCUGAACAUCAUGCGUAGGAUUUGUAUAAGAUAUACAAUACAUGUAAACAGGUUAAUAUUUAUUUUGAUUUGUGAAAAUGACUCACUGUUAACAGCAGAUAGGGCCACAAAUACUUUUUUUAAUAUGGCAGCAGCUAAAAACAAAAAAAACAAAAAACUGAUUAGAUUGCAACAAAUUCUGUCCCAAGUUCCAGAAAUGUCUACCUUAACCUUGGACUCUACGUGUCAGUGUUUUCCUUCUCACGCUUUCUACUUGACGUCAGUGGAUUCCUUCAAACCAGGAACGCCUCGAUGUUUCUUGUUAAGCAUUAAUUCUCACAGAAGAACUAUGAUACUUUUUUCCUAUUCCUCCCAAUCUCUUGGCUGCCAGUCUCUUGGCUGACUCUUCUUGGGAUUCAAAAAAAUAGAAAUUUCCUGAAAACUGUCAGGAAGGACCUCUUGCGUAGACAUACUCUCCUAAGCUAACCAGGAUUGGCAUGGCGCCUCUGCAGCAAAAAUAAUGAUCUAGUGUUUUGUAAAGCCAGCCACAGACAAGCUUCACGCCAGGAGCCUCAGAAGAUCCAAUUUAUCCAGCCCUGCCAGUUCCUGGUUGUGAGACCUUGGGCAAGUCGCUUGACCUCUCUGAGCUUCAAUCGAAUGGACAGAAUGGAGCCUGGAAAAUAAUGCACUUGCUUUGCAAGGCCGUACUGAAGAAGGCUUUAAGGUGUGGCAUCGGAGUCAGACAGUCUGAGAUUGGAACCCAUUACUUACUACCUCUUUGAUCUGGGGUGUGGUCUAACCCCUCUGAGCCCCGCUUUCCUCUUCUGUAAUAUGGAAAAACAGAGUGAGCCCGUCUCAUAGGAUUUUGGUGAGUUUGAAUGAGGUCACUCAUGACGAUGCUUAACACAGAGCACCAUGUAUUGUGAAUGCCUGAUCCACAUGGACUGGUGUAGUUCUAUCUGCUGUAUCUACCUCACAGGGCAGUUGUGAGGAUGAGAGGGAGGUUCUCUUGUGGGGGUACUUUCGAAGCUGUGAAUCGGUCAUCCCCACACUUCCCUGUCCUCGAGAGAGGAGAAGGUCCGAAGCUCCUGGCAGACAGCAGUGGUUUCUCCCAACUAAGGAGCCUGAGAACCCCUGCCUGUAUCCACAGGAGGGAGCUGUGUUGAGGAGGCAACGUCACCGCGGUUGUCUGGAACACAGGGUUUCGUUGCAGUCCAGUAGGCAAACUCUGGCAUCCUUCGACUGGGGGCACGCUUGGGGGAAAGCCAAUUUUCAGGAGGCAGCUUUGGAGAAAGGACAGUAUUAACCAGAGCCUGCCCACUGCAGGUUUGUUUCAUAGGGAUGGAAUCCGAAGGGAGCCUGUAACAGAAGGAGGUGAGGGGGACUCUUUGUUGUCUGAAGCCCUGUUACUGGCCGAACGUAAGAAACAAUCCUAUUCGCUGGAACCAGGGCAUCCCGCUGUGCUGUGUAUGCACUUAUGAUGCACAUUCAUUCCUAGACUGUGAACUAAACACGCAUGGAAAGGCUCUCCAAAGACGAUCUGUGUAAUCCCGACAGCAGCCCAUAAAGGAAACACGCGCAUGACGCCUGCUCCGCAGCGGAGACUCCAAGGAGUCUGGGAAAGUUAAGUCCGCCGCCCACAGUUGCAGAGCCUGUGUGUACGUGGAGUCAGGAUUCAGAUGGAGUCCAAGCCCUUCGCCUCCGCCAGGCUGCCUCAACUCACCAGGUACCAGAUGCUGAGCUUGAACAAGGAAGAAGGAAACACAGGUGUAUGGGAUUUAGUGCCUAAGGUGGCCUCCUCUCUUGCCUUCUGUGACCGCUCCCUCCUGAUCCUCCGCCUCCUUUUCUGGACACUGUCUCUUUGCCUCCAGGGAUGUUUUCCUCUGCUUAGCCCUUAAGUCCAGGUCCUCUGGGCCCCCUCCUUGGACUCUUUUUCUUUUGUACAGGACUAUGAGAGAUCUUUAUGCCCAAGGCUUCGACCCCAGGGCGCCUCUCCUUCUAAUCCAGCCUGCCCUUCUGAGCACCAGCCUGAUCCAGCCAACUGCCUCCUGAUAGCCCCUCUUUGACGUUCCAGGCUCCCACCUGAAAUCCUCCUCUCCUCCUUAACCUGCCUCUCCUCCCGAGUUCCCCUUCCUCCUUCCCAUGGCCCCCUACAUUCAAAUACUGGUAUAGCGACGGGGAACCCCAGAAACCUUCAUAGACGAAGCCUCUUGAGUCAGUUCUUGGGGCUAGAGAUGGAUGGUGGGGUGUGUUCUCUGAGAGCUGCCCCUGGUGUGGGUGUGGACUUGGAGGGUGGAAUUUGUUGUUUAAUCAGUGGUCUGUGACGUGCCUGGCAGUGGGUCCGGUCUAGGAGCGAGGGGUGGAGGACACAUUGCUGAAUGAAACAGACCGGAUCCCUGGCUUCAGAGGGCUUUCAAGCCACUAGAGCAGAUGGACCUUAAGCAAUCUUCCCCAAAUACAAACUCUUAAAACCGUGACAAGUAUCACGAAGGAAGCGUUCAGGGUCCUGUGAAAGAACCAGGGAAACCUAUUGGGUUGGGAGCAUCAAAGGCCACUUUGAGAAAACGACAAUUACGUGAUACCUGAGAACCGAGUUGAGGGAAGAGAAUUCCAUGUAGAGGUCAUGGGUGCACUCACACAAAAGCCCAGAGGUGGCCGAGAAUUUGGUAUGUUGGGAAACCUGGAAGGCAGCUCGUGUCUAUGGAGCUGAGUGUGCUGGGGCCUGUGGUCAAGCCAAGCCUGGCCUGGCUGGCUGGGGACGGUGGCAGGUGCCUUGUGGGCCAUGGUAAGGAGGCUGGAUUUUUUGGUUUAGCUUUUUAUUUGGAAAUAAUUUCAAAGUUACAGAAAAGUACAAAGGGCAUCCGUAUGUCCUUUCGUCCAACCUCACCUCUUAAAGUUACUUCCUCUCUCUCUCUCUCCAUGUGACUUUUAUUCCAAAUUAUUUGAGAAUAAGUUGCAUACAUCCCGUUCCUUUACCCCAGUGCGGGUACAGUUCUCCACUUCACUAGAUGUAACAUCGGUGCACUCUGGUAUCGAAUUUACCAUCCAUUUUGCCAAUUGUCUCAAUGAUAUCCUUUACGGAGUAUCUGCC
This is a messenger RNA of Sus scrofa (pig), 5942 nucleotides long. RefSeq names its product BAF chromatin remodeling complex subunit BCL7C (gene BCL7C). NCBI's taxonomy places the organism in Eukaryota, Metazoa, Chordata, Mammalia, Artiodactyla, Suidae. The record is from RefSeq and is a predicted model, not a curated record.